Messenger RNA from Nymphaea colorata (pocket water lily), 5004 nucleotides. RefSeq names its product disease resistance protein Roq1-like. Gene Ontology annotation, biological process: signal transduction; defense response. The record is from RefSeq and is a predicted model, not a curated record. The transcript has 8 exons. Bases 372 to 1589 code for a protein of 405 amino acids. Lineage: Eukaryota; Viridiplantae; Streptophyta; Magnoliopsida; Nymphaeales; Nymphaeaceae. Gene Ontology annotation, molecular function: protein binding; ATP hydrolysis activity; ADP binding.
GUAAAGAAUAGUUUCCUAAAUGCAAUAGGUAAUCAAAUUCAGAUGUGUUGCCUGUUCAUGCAUGUGAAAAGGUCAACAAGAUUGUUCUUCAUUUAAAUAAUCUCUCACCAACUACCUUAUAGCUUCACAUCUCCCAAUUAGAUCGUGCCUGCUCAUUCGUCAGUGCAAUUAUAACAAAAAAUCAAGGGCCCGAAGCCCGCAGUGAAUUUUGAUACCGCUAAUAAAUUUGGAGAAGAGAAGAGAAACUAAUGGUUUUUCAUCUUUCAAGGUGUUGACGAGCAAGAAAGUCGAAAGUCGACGGCAAUUGCUUGGUCACUGGAUAUCAGGAAAACCAAUCUUCUGAAAAGAAGCAAUUCGGUCGAGGGGAGAGAAUGACGAAGAGGAAGACUGCCGACGAACCACAGCCUCUGAAUCCGUCGUCUUCAAAGCGUCCCCGGUUCGAUUUCGACGUGUUCCUGAGCUUCAGGGGGGAGGACACUCGGAAGGGCUUCUCCGGCCACCUCUACGAAGCACUGAAGCAGCGAGGCGUAAAUGUCUUCAUAGACAGUCAGGGCUUGGAUAAGGGCAAAAAGGUGGAGGAGCUGUUCAGAUUCAUUCAAGGCUCUGAGAUCUUCAUACCCAUCUUCUCCAAGGGCUACGCUGAAUCAAAAUGGUGUCUGGUGGAGAUCGCCAAGAUCGUGGCGUGCGGGAGGUUGGUGCUCCCCAUCUUCUACGACGUGGAGCCUCGGGAGGUGAGGAAUGUCAAGGGUCCAUUCGAAGCUGCGUUCAGGAAGCACGAUGAGGAUGAAGAGUUGAAGGCGAAGACGAAGGAAUGGAGGCAAGCCCUGAGGAGAGCAGGGGAGGUUUCUGGAUACGAUCUGAAGACAGAGACCCAGGGGCAUGAGGCAAAGCUUAUUCAAGUUGUUGUCAAGAGGGUUCUUAGUGAAGUAAACAAGAUCCCACUUGAUGUCGCAGCACAUCCUGUGGGAAUGCAGCCUCGUGUAAAGGCCGUGAUGAAGCUGUUGGAUAUUGAAGCAGAUGAUGUUCGCAUUAUUGGUAUCUGCGGAGAAGGAGGGAUAGGAAAGACAACAAUUGCCAAGGCCGUGUACAAUGAGAUAUUUCUUACUUUUGAUGGAAGCAGUUUCGUUUCAGACAUUGCAGAAAUUUCCCCAAGUCCCAGUGGGCUUGUUACGUUGCAGACCCAGCUCAUUAGAGACCUUUUGAAAACCGAUGAUAUCGCUAUAAGCAGCACUGCACAUGGAAUUAACAUGAUCAGCAGGAGAAUUUCUCGUAAGAAAGUUCUGCUCAUUCUUGACAAUGUCAAUCAUUUAAAUCAACUCAAUGUAUUAGCAGCUAGGCGAGACUGGUUUGGUCCAGGAAGCAGGAUAAUUGUCACAACCAGAGAGGAAGAAGUGCUACUUCAGCACCAAGUGACGAACAGUGAAAUUUACAAACCAAAAACAUUAAGUGCAGUACAAUCACUUCAGUUGUUCAAUUAUCACGCCUUUAUGGGAGACAAACGAGCAAAGGAAUAUGAAAAACUAUCUAAGAAAGUUGUGUUAACAAUGACUACCUUUAACCCUACAAAUUUUUGGGUCCCAUUUUUUUGAUAUUAGAGAUCAUGAAGACUGGGCAGAGAUGCUUGGAAAGCUGCAAGAGUUUCAAGACAAAGAUAUAUUCGGCAGAUUGAAAAUAAGUUAUGAUAAGCUGGAUGAUGCAGAAAAGAGUAUACUGCUAGAUAUUGCUUGCUUUUUCGUGGGAAAGGGCAGAGAAAAUGCCUUUCAUAUGUGGAAGGACAGCAGACUUUACCCUGUUGCAACAAUUAGAACUCUUAUACACAAGUCUCUUAUUAAGAUCAGCAGUUUAACAGAUGAGUUUGAAAUGCAUGACCAAAUUCAAGAUAUGGCCAGAGAGAUUGUGUUACAAGAAGGACGUUCAGAUCCUGGAAAGCGUAGCAGGUUGUGGGAUCCUGAUGAGAUACUGGAUGUGUUAAAGAAUGCCGAGGGAUCAAGGAAGAUUGAAGGCAUUGUUUUCAACUCUAAAGAGGGAAGCAACACGCAUGUCAGCACCAAGGCCUUUAAGAAAAUGUUAAAUCUCAGAUUGCUUCAUGUCAAUAACACUCACAUACAGGGUAAAUUUGAUUGUUUCCCUAAGAAACUAAAAUGGCUGGAAUGGAGAGGAUGUCCAUUGAAGUCAUUAUCAGAAGACUUUGGCCUUGAAAAAAUAGUUGUCCUCAACUUAUCUUCAAGCAUGAUCACUAAAGAUUGGAAUAUGAGAGGGAUGAUAGAUGUUGUUCUGAAUAACAUCAGAUAUAUAUGGAGAAAACAACCACAACCAAGAGGGAAGACAUAUAGCAGAAUGAAGGUUCUUGAUCUCAGUAAUUGUAUUCACCUUGUGGCUACUCCAAGUUUUUCCUGUUUGCCAGAACUAGUGAAGUUGGUACUUGAUGGUUGUGUUAGGCAGGCUAAAAUUGAUAAAUCUAUCGGUCAUCUGAAAAGCUUGGGUAUCUUAACCAUGGGGCGCUGUAUCAGAUUAAAGGAACUACCAUAUGAAAUUUGUAAAUUAAGCUGUCUUAAAAAGCUUAACCUUUAUGACUGCAAGAGACUUUCUAUUUUACCAGAGAAACUUGGAGGCAUGGAAUCAUUGACUGAGCUCAUUCUUGACUCAACGAGCAUAAAAAAAUUACCCGAAUCAAUUGGAAGGCUUGAAUCUUUAAAGGAGCUUUUGAUAAAGGGAACCAGAAUAGAAGGGAUACCAGAGACCAUCCAACAUUUGGCAAAUCUUGAAUUGCUAGAUGUUUCAUAUUGCAGGUCACUCUCUGAAUUGCCCUACUCGAUUGGUGAGGCAAAGAGUUUGAGGCAGCUAAGGUUAGACGAAACUCCAAUCCAGGAACUGCCAAAGUCCAUUGGUGAUUGUGACCAACUCGAGUAAUUGUCUAUACGAGAUUGUGAAAAUAUCAAUGCUUUGCCUGACUCUGCAAGGAAAUUGACAGGCCUAGUUCAUGUAGACCUGACAGGAACUGAUCUCAAAGAAGUUCCUAUAGAUUUUGAAAUUUCUACAAGGUUGAAAUCCUUAUCAGUAAGUGGACUCACCAUGCUUUCUUCAUCAUUCUUUCAUAUAACCUGCUGUCGGCUAGUAAGUGCACAUGGCUUGAGGAUGCACUCUAUGAUUUUGGAGAGCCAUCAUUGCUGAAAACCUUGAAUUUAGAUCAUGGAAAUUUCUGCAAGCUACCAUCAAAUAUCUGAAACCAUUCCCAGCUAUGGCAUCUUUCGUUAGUGCAUUGCCACCAGCUAGAGUCCAUUCCUACACUCCCCUCCUCUCUUGUGGAGCUUUAUGUCUACAACUCUGAUGCUUUGCAAGGUAUUUAGAUGUUUCAAACUUGAAAAAAUUGGAAGAACUGGACCUCACUUCUUGCCUGUGCCUUGUCGAUGUUCCUGGUCUUGAAACAUUGAAGUCCUUGAAACAACUAAAUAUGGAUGGCUGCAGGGACCUUUGUGAUGCUCUGAAGAACAAACUCAUGGAGGCAACCUUUGAAAGUUUGGAAUCCUUUAGCAUUUCUGGGAGUUUGAUUCUUGGUGGACCCGCAAGCAUGAGAGGCCAACUACUGAAAUUUAUAUUCCCCAAAAGCUUCACAAGGAAACAUGUGGUGGUCGUAAAGGAACUGCUCUUAGAAAGUGACUUCAACAACGUAUGGAAGCAACCCGUGACAAUUGAAGUCAUGGAUGCUGAUGAUAGUCUAGUUUAUGGGACUCAACGUAAUGCUGAAGAAGAAGUAUCAGACUGGUGUAAUAUCACAUUUGAAGAAGAUGAUGAGAUACAAAGGUACUUGAAGGGUGGGCUAAAUGUGAUUUAUGUAUCAAUGCAGAGUUUGCAAUUGACUGGCGGUGACAUCUUUCUCCAAUAUCCUGCUGAUUUUGAUGAAUUUGAUGAGGAAGAUGAUGCUUCAGAUGUAGAUAUAGAGUCAGAUUCUCUUAUUUGGAACCAUGUGAAGUCAUCACUAAUGUCAAUUGCAACACGCUCCUCUCAGCAACAGUCUUCUCAGGCUCAUCACCAGCAGUAACCAAGCUUAAAAGAACGGGUGCAGGCUUCUAUGACUAUAUGACACUGAAACUAGCAGCGGAACAAUAAUCUUCCAUUGAUCUUGGGAGAACUGCACUUCUUCCAAAUGUUGUAUCACUAAAUCAGCAAACUCUAACUUGCAUAUUAUAAAUGGAUCAGUAGAAGUCCCCAAGUAACACGGAUACACUUCAGCAAUUUGGGUUGAGCAGAAGCAAAUCAAAAGAGUCCAAAGGCCAGUAUGUGCAAUUUGAAGGGGACGGUCACUAGCCAGCUGGUUUCAUCUCGCUCCCUUCCUUUCUUGGCUCAGCUGGUACUAUUUCUUUCCCAAGCGGAUCAGAUUCAAAAGCUUGAUCAAGCAUUGCCUCCCAAAAUUUGUGUACAAACUACUAUUAUCUGCUACUUACAGCCAGUAACUUGCACUGCCACCGUCAUGAAGACAUCAAUUGGUUCAACUUCAAUCGCACCAUGCAUUGUUGCUCCAAGAAUCUGAGCAACAUGGCUCUCCUUCCACACGUCUCAGAUUUUCUCCUCCUUGCUGCCACUCUCUUCUUCCAACGGUUUUUCGGGCUCCUGAAGUUGUUUACGGAGAGGUCGAGAGCAGCAGUACUGCACCAGAACCUCCGGAUCCUGCAAGGCACCUCCCCAUCAUCGGGUACUUGCAUCUGCUGACAUUAUGCAAAUCGCCUGCGCUCCGUGGGCUAUAUUGGAACUUGCUGUAAAUGCAGCCCUACCACGAUGCUGCAAUUGGGUGUUCACUGGGUGCUGGUGUCAGCAACUGGGAGAUGGUGAAGUGGUGCUUCAAAUCGGCGAUCUUGCCUUCUUGAAGCCCCAUAGUCCAUAAUGACAUGAACAUAAUAGGAGAUCCAUUUACCAUGUGAAAAUGCAAAAUGAUGGGAGAGUUCAUGAAUUGGCAAGCGUAAUUCACAAAAUAUGAUAAAUCAUGGUUAAUAUAGAUAGGAUCUUGAA